This is a messenger RNA of Striga asiatica, 1618 nucleotides long. The record is from the annotation of a GenBank genome assembly. Lineage: Eukaryota; Viridiplantae; Streptophyta; Magnoliopsida; Lamiales; Orobanchaceae.
UCAUAAUUCACCUUUUGGGCGAAGACAUUUUGGAUUUGAAUAUAAUUUAUUUUUUAUUUUUUGUUAAGAAAACGCAAUUGAAAUCUUAUCCAAUUCAGAUAUUUUGCUUCCGUUGCUUUGAUUUUUUCCGAUGGUUGCGAGUGCCAGCCCGUCGUCAGGCGGCCACAGCAACGCCAACGGCAAUAGUAGUGGCGGGAAGAGCAACGGCGGCGGUGGAGAGAAUGGGAACGGAACCGGCGGCGGCGCGGCGGACAAUCUCGUAGCGGGACCCGCACCGGCGGCCCUUCGCCACAAUCCGGGCCUGUCGCUGGAUUGGACGCAGGAGGAGCAGUCUAUACUCGAAGAUUUGCUGGCAAAGUAUGCCUCAGAAUCCACUGUUGUUCGUUAUGCUAAAAUUGCUCAGGCGUUAAGCGAUAAAACUGUCCGGGAUGUUGCAUUACGGUGCAGAUGGAUGAAUGCUGAAUCUUGUACAAAAGAUUCGGCUGAGCAAAGAGCGGAAAGGGGGAGAAUCAAAGAAAGGAAGACAUUGUUUUUUCCUCCAGAAUUAGGAUACACGGUUCUGGAAGGAAAUAUAAAUGCUCACUUGUCGGAAACUAUGGGAACUUUGUCCGGCAAAGGUUCAUUGGUUGAACUUAUGGUCACGGAAAGCUGUGAUGAUUAUGAUUUAUUUGGGGAAGAAUACAAAAAGGACAUAAAGAAGAAGGAGAACGGAAAGAGGAGGAAAGAUGAGAACAAUUCAAGAAAGAAUAAAGACAAGAAGGAAAAAGUUACAGAUUCAUUGCCAAAAUCUUCUCAAGUUGCAAACCGCUCCAACGGCCCUCCCUAUACCCAGUCGACGAUGUCAAUGGACAGUAAUGAUGGAAUCUCAUUUAAAGCUAUUGGUGGAGCUGCUGGACAGCUUCUUGAGCAAAAUGCUCAGGCCUUGGAUCAAAUUUCCACCAAUUUUUCUGCUUGCAAGAUUCAUGAGAACAUCAAUCUUUUCUGUCAAGCUCGGAAUAACAUAGUUUCACUGUUAAACGACUUAAGCGACUUGCCGGAAAUAAUGAAACAAAUGCCACCUCUUCCUGUGAAGCUGAAUGACGAGCUUGCAAACUCCAUUCUUCCUCGUACAUUCAUGCCAAAGAAACCUUAACAUCCAGAUCAUUUGAGCUUUCAUUUAGAGAUUGGUUUGCCCGUUUCAUGAUGAUGGUGAAUUUCUGUAAAGAUGGCACCCUUUUGUUUUUAAUAUAGAUGUGGCAAAAUAAAAUCGGCUAGUCAGCUCAAGUUUACCUUCAAGUGUUCUAUGAAGGUGGUGUUAACCUUUGUUCUUCAUUCAAUUGGAUGCGUCUUAGAAUAUAGUUUCCUUGUAACAUGCAGAUGGAUUUAGAGUAGAAUUCGUUUUUACUGCUGUAAAUAAAUAUAGGGGGUAAAUACUCUGAUGAUCGAGUAGAAGGGCAUUUGUCAUUAGAAAUCGUUCAAAGAUGAGCGCUUCAAGAACUCUGCAUUCUGAACUGCCAUUAAAUUGAUUAGAUGUUCACCUCUUUCAGGUUUGGGGCUCAAUUGAAAUAGGUGAUUGUUGAUAUGUUCACCAAUACAAUGUCAAUAAGUGGUUUGUAGUUGAAAAUAACUGGAGAUGGCG